Aplysia californica (California sea hare) is the source of this 5043-nucleotide messenger RNA. RefSeq names its product run domain Beclin-1-interacting and cysteine-rich domain-containing protein. The record is from RefSeq and is a predicted model, not a curated record. Lineage: Eukaryota; Metazoa; Mollusca; Gastropoda; Aplysiida; Aplysiidae. Gene Ontology annotation, molecular function: phosphatidylinositol phosphate binding. Gene Ontology annotation, cellular component: intracellular membrane-bounded organelle.
GAGAGAGAGAGAGAGAGAGAACAAUAACAAUAAUAUUUUUAAAAAUAAUAAAUUAAUUGCAUGAAAGCCUUGUCCAAAAGGUCUCCGCCACGAGCCAUUUAAUACGGAACUACGGCUGAGCUGAAUUGAAACUCCGGACAUCACGCGUGUAAAAUAAAAACAUGAACCAAAGUAAACAUGGCUGAUUCGGAGACGGAUCACGAGAGUGACUGUCGAGAUCUCCUCAUCAAGCUGAAGAGGACCACGGAAGGUCUCCUGGCGGGCCAGUCUAUGCAGGGUGUGUGGGGCACGUACGGCGGGCUGAGACGUGUGUGCGACGACACCGAGGCCAUACUGGGCCAUCAUGUCCGGGAGGAUCAGGCCAGCAGCGCAUCGGAGGGCAACUACUGGGCUUUUGUGCAGGGGCUCAAGUGGCUGAGCCCGAGCCACGCGCCAAUCAUUGAGCGCCUCUCUCGACACACAGGGCGACAGCGGGGCCAAUAUGCCGAGGUCGGGAGGGCGUGGCUGCAGGACAGUGUGCAGGACCACUCCCUCAUCUCACAGCUGGACAUUCUACUGGCCAGCCCGGAGCAUCUGCAUACAUUCUACUACGACGAUGCGUUCCUUCGCCAGGAGGAGUAUGUUGCAGCCAUGAGGAUCUGCUUCCGGGCCAUAGAGCUCAACAAACCUGCGCUGCUCUCCGACAUCAACCCACAGCUGCUGCGAUCAGAUCGUCUGCCCGGGUCGCACCCACGUAGCUCCUCCCUGCCCCUCAGACAGCAGUCGCGAGCCGACGGCAAGUCCUCCUUUGUGCACCACCAACAUUCCUUCCCCUGCCCGGGGUCCGAACCCACACGCUACAGCAUGGGCAACAGGCUGAGUACGCGGCUGGAGGUGUCAUACACAGGUCUGGAGUUCAGCUCCACCCAGUCAUUGGCCUUUGACCCUGCCCUCUCGGGUUUAUUCGGCCCCAUCAACCAGAAGUCGCCCUCUGACCCCUACUUCCUCACCUCUGCCUUGACCGCUCCUCCGACCAGCGCUGGGGUCUUCUCCUCGACCGGUCGGGAUCAGGACACGGCUGAGAGCGUUGAGCAGACGGAGCCAUCGUCUAGUGAUGGCGGCCUACUCCACCCCAACUCCACAGCCGUCCCACCCUCCUCCUCUUCCACCUCCUCAUGUGGAGCCCUCCAACCUCCCUCCUCUUCCUCCGCCUCCUCAUCCGAGAUGCCUCAAGCGGGCUCCAACUCCAGUUUUGAGGACGUGACGAAUGAAGCGGUCAAACUUCUGCAACAAGGAAGUGGUCAGGGUGGAGCUAGUGACUCUCACCAGCCCUCAGUACAUUCCUCAGAACAAAACGAACCCCACGAGGAAUCCAGCACAUUAUCUGCGGCGUCUGCACAUUCCAGUUUCUCAGAGGUCGGUUCCGACAGUUUAGUUUCAACGAGCAUAGUGUCAGAACUGGGUCAAGGUGCUGGAUUCGAACAGCAGCCGUCUGAGCACGUCAGUACGUCCCGAUCAAAUUCUCUGAUUUCCGUGGGAAUUGAUGCGGAGGCUCUGAACCACGGUCUUGUGAAUGAACCGUUGACAGCUUCAAAAGUUUCUAACCUCGGUCCUCUUUCAAAUGGGGAUGGAACCUCUGCCUUAGGGAAUGACUCGCAGUCAGAACAUACGACGAACAAAGUGUAUUUCUCUCACGGGCAGCGUGCCAGCGUACCCUCAGUCUUUCCAGGUAUUUCCGACACUUCUGCCUUCCAGCACGACGGAAGUGAAACGAAACUAGCAGCAGUGAAAUCAGAUCCGAACCUAGCCUCCCGGGGUGACUCCCGGCUUUCUCAGAGAAGCAAACUGUCUGUCCCGUCGGCGGUCGGGCUGAGCCCUCUAUCUAUGGACACGGCCAGCGACUUGUACCAGACGACCUCACCUGCCGCCACCCCCUCACCGUCGCCGGGCGCUCUAAGCGACCGGAGUUCCCUCAGGUCGUCGGGUCUCGUCUACAUCCCCCCACCUCUGAGCAGAGGCACGUCCCUGGAGCGAGGGCUAUCCCUCCAAUCUGACAUCAGCAGCAAUUCUUCCGGACCGGGGGGUUCGAACACAGGUUCUUCCACCAGCAAAGCGGCCCACCCGCCACCCACGACCGCGACCCGCCGAAUGGGCCACAAGCGUUGGGUCUCAGACACUAGCGUCAUCCAGUUACAGUCUCCGGGGGAGGCCAGAGCUGUUGAAGCGGAGCCGGCCACUCGCACCACGCCCACCAACGGGCGCGGUCAGCGGGCCAGUGAGUCGGACACGGCUUCGGUACAGCCGGUUGGUGGGCACAGGAGCUCCGGGAACCGACGUACCAGGGGAGAAUGCCCACUUCCACAUAUCAGAAGCGUUGAUUGCAGCGUUUGAGUCAAUGCGAUGGAACAAGGCGAUGAAAAAACAGAGCUCAGGUCGACAUUCGUCGUCAUCGUCCAACUCGGACGAGGAAAUCCAGGAACUGAGGCAGCGCAUCCGUAUCCGCAAACAAGAAAAACUCAUGGAGAAAGGGCGGCCUUUCCCUGCACUCAGUGAUGGUCAGACAGACACUGCCACCAGUAGCCAGAGCGUGUCGUCCCACGUGGGCUCCUCGGCGGACGUCUCCUCGUUGUCCGGUGAGUACUCCUCUGUAGUGCUGUGCAAUGAUCCAUGUUCUCAUAGUAGUCGAUUACGAUCGAUUUCCAGAGGCGAAAAAAAAAACGACGAUCGAUUAAUCGGGGAAAAAAAUGGAGUUCUGCCUUUUACAGAGACUCUCAACUCUACCGUGCACACAGACUCUCCCUCGGUGGAUGAUACCUCCGAGUCUGGGGAUGAUGACGUGGAUCACGGCCAGAUAGACCUGAACAUGUCCUCGGACGCCCAGGGCAGUCUCCUGGCUCUACGCUCGGGCGGCCUCAGCCUCUCCAUGGCCUCCCUCUACUCAGAAUUGGAGAUUCAAAAAAGUAACCAGCAGUUGGAGAGAAACAGACAAGGCUGAGGGGUAACCUGGAGUGGGCACCGCCUCGGGCACAGAUCAUCUUCAGCAUUCACCCGACAGAGAAGAGAGCGGUGGUGAUGCAGCGACAGAACUACCGCUGCGCCGGAUGUGGUCUCAGGAUAGAUCCAGCAUUCAUGAAGCGCUACCGUUACUGCGAGUACCUGGGCAAGUAUUUCUGCCAAUGUUGCCACACCAGCGAGACCUCGGUGAUCCCUGGCCGGGUCAUCGAGCGCUGGGACUUCUCGCGGUGCCCGGUGUCGCGGUUCUCCUUCACCUUGCUGGAGAAGAUGUGGACGGAGCCCCUAUUCCACAUCGACACAAUCCACCCGGGCCUUUACAAACGUGUGCGGUCGCUGGAGAACAUAAGACAGGGUCGCACACAGCUGCAUCAUCUCCACUCUUUGCUGGCUGUGUGCAAGAGAGAUGUUAAGUCAAGAGUGGUGUUAUGUUGACUCACAUCAAGUCUUUCGUGUCCUCGGCCAUCGCUCAUGUGGACGCUUGCCCGUUGUGCCAAGGCCUGGGCUUCAUCUGUGGUAUGUGCAAUGACCCCCAAGUCAUCUUCCCCUUCCAGCUGGCCACAGUGACCAGGUGUACAGUUUGCCAGUCGUGCUACCACAAACACUGCUUCAUCCCUGGCAAGUGUCCCAAGUGUAUACGCAUGGAGGCCAGACGGCAGCGACAGCAGGAACAGCUAUCCCCCGACAGCCCGGAGAGCGAGGACGGCCACAGCACCUCGACCUUGACCCCAGAGACAGACGUCACUGUGCACACGAGGUAAAGAGACAACGAUCAAGUCGUGAUGGACUGCCGGUCUGGAAUGACUUUACAUUACUACAAAAUUCACAGAAAUGACUGGACAUGUUUCAAACGCAGCGAGAGAACAAUCUGUGUCUUCGGUCACUCGGCCCACAGAACGGCACAAUGACCGCAGGACUGGUUUCUCACCCCGAACAGUUCGGAGUUCGGGAGACUGAAAGGCAGGAGCGAUAGUCAGGUCGUUUUAAAGACAGAAUUUGCAUUAUAUACUCUCGAACAACAUUCACAAAUAUCAUUAACAGAUGACAUUCUCUGAUAACAUACACCCACAACUUUCCCAGUUUACGUUCACAAUUUACAAUCUCAUUCAACAUUCUCAUACAACCUUCACAGUUUACAAUAACAUACAACAUUCACAUACAACAUUCACAGUUUACAAUAACAUACAACAUUCACAUACAACAUUCACAGUUUACAAUAACAUGCAACAUUCACAUACAACAUUCACAUUUUACAAUGUCAUACAACAUUCACAGUUUACAAUAACAUACAACAUUCACAGUUUAAUAGCAUACAACACAUUUUAUAAUACCAUACAACAUUCACAUUUUACAAUAACAUACAACAUUCACAUACAGCCUUCUCAGAUUUCCUUUGCAGAUAAUGCACACUCUCAAGAGCCCAUAUCAGACAUUAUGUUGAAACGUGCGAGGUUGUGAUGAACAACUUAUAUGUUGGACCGGUGUAUGAUGGUUAUGAGGAUCCGAAUCUGCCCACUGGUCAGUUUAAAUGAGAUCCAUAAACCGCUUUUUUUACCAUUUUUGUGAGUUGAUUUAUCUGAAACUGUGCACGCUCACUGCUUACCGAAUUCGUUGUUCGGGUUUGCAAAGAACUGUUUGUAUUGUUAACCUUUCAGGAAGAUGUUAGACCCUCAAAGUGUUUUGUGUCCGAUGGUUGUGUGGGUCUGUUUAAGUGAAGUGUACGAUUAUACAGACUGAGACAGGUAGAUAUGGUCUAUAGACUUGUGCAACUGUGAUUAGAGUGUUGGAAGUUAGUGAUAGGUGGAAUAUGUAGCACUGCAGAGAGAAAUGUGAGGCAGCGUGGUGAAACCAGUAGCUCAUCAAAAUAACGAAAUCGGAGAAACAGGUAUCUUUUCUUUCCGCCGGUUUGGAAAUUUUAAUUGAAUUUUUAGUUUUGGACUCACCCACUUUUAUGUUCAUGUAGAACAGAUUUCCAAAUGAAUUUUACCGAAAUACAUUGAUUAAAGGUACAAUAUAUGUCAUUUUUCAGUUUUCUAGUACUCUUUAGCUAUG